AUGCGUCAAAGAGCACCACUAUAUAUUGGUUUGGUCUUAGCAGAUGCGAAGGGAGAUGCCAUGUAUGCUGAGAUUCCCCAGGAAAUAAUACCGGCAGUAGAUCCUCUUACAUGUGUCGACAAUAUCUAUGUGAUCAGCAAAUUCAAAGUCAACCCUGCGAAGGCAACAUACAAGCCUUUGGAUGAUGUCCUGGGUUACAUUACAAGAUACAACUCGGUAACAUCCAUAACCCCCAAAGGCAAGGAAAGAGCAAGUAUCCUUAGGGAAGUCUUUAUAAAGGACAUGAGUGACAACGAGCUCAAAAUAACCCUCUGGAGUGAUUACGCAAUGAACUUCACUGUAGACCAUCUCAACACUAAAGAAAACCCAAAAGCAGUUAUUGCUCUCUUCGUCAGUUUCAUACCUAGAAAAUGGCACUCACGGGACAUUGAAGACAAACCUUAUCUUAGUGCCAGCAGUGGUUGCCAUUACUAUUUAAACCCUGAUAUCAAAGAAGCUUUGCCAUUUUACAACAGGUUUAAGGAUCAGCCAAUAUAUAUAGAACGGCCUCCACUGUCUGAAGCAGAAGUGCCUAUGCAGCCACAUGAUACUCCACUACAACAGAAAAAUAUUGCUGAGCUAAAUAGCAUAGAUCCAUAUGAGUUUGCGGACGAAGGCUAUAAAUGCACGGUGACCGUCACAAACAUAGCAGAUAACAAUAACUGGUGGUACAUGUCUUGCAAAGGAUGCAAGAAAAAAAUGGAUCCUCAGCUUGGAGGAUACAAAUGUCCAAAAUGCUAUGCCACAACACCUUGGCCCAGGUACCUACUAAAUUUCACCGCGAAGGAUGAAACAGGAGAAGCAAGUUUUUUCGCCUAUGAUGAGAUAGCCAAGUUAAUUGUUCAGAAAGACCACGAUCUAAUUAUAAACCCUUUGAAAUUAGCAUCUGGCCUACCUCAGCCUCUCCGGUCCAUUAUUUCCAAGAAAUUUACUUUCUCCGUUGGCCUCACUGAAGACUCAUUCACCACUAGAGCAAGGAGGCAGUACCUGGUCAAUCAUAUUUUAGAUAGAUCUGAUAGGCAAAACUCUGCACUGAACAUUGCUGCAUCUGGAAAACCCGCAGAAACUGUUCCAGCUCCAGCAACCACAUCUACGCAGCCACCAAGUUCACUUUAUAUCACGCAUGGUCCACAACCUCAGCAACAAGUUCUUCAGAUUACCCACGACAAUCAAUCAGUAUGCUAA
Miscanthus lutarioriparius is the source of this 1224-nucleotide messenger RNA. NCBI's taxonomy places the organism in Eukaryota, Viridiplantae, Streptophyta, Magnoliopsida, Poales, Poaceae. The record is from the annotation of a GenBank genome assembly.